CGUCAGACUGCACCGAGCUCAUCGCUGCUCCACACUCACAGUUCACAUCGUUCACAUCGCAGAUACAAAGAUGGACGAGUUGGACGAGACUCAGCUGAAGGACAUGGUGGAAAGUCUGAAACAGCAGCUGGACUUCCCGCGAGAGAAAACGUCUGCGUCGAUCCCCGAGCUGGUGAAAUGGACCGAAGGUAAAAUGCCUGAAGAUCCGUUUCUGAAUGCUGAGCUGCUGAAGGCCAACCCGUGGGUGGAGUCUGGAAAAUGUGUGGUUCUCUAGCAGAAGCUGGAACCUUCUAGAAAUGUGUUUUGUUGUGGUGACCUUCAGCAAAACUAACUCAUGUAACAUGAGUAUUUGUAUCAUUCGUCUUUCUGUAAAGAAAACUGUGUAGAAAUGAAACGACCAGAAGAAUAAAUGUUCAAAAUUUUAUUUCUUUCUUUAUUAAUAAGCACGUUAUGCAGAGUUUGUGCUCAGAGCAGCUCUCUGAUGUAGACGUUUCUGCGCACUGCAUUAGAAACUCCUUCAUUAAAGCGGAACCAGACGUCACUGUUACCUACAGCUUUACCGAUCUGACAGCUGAUGCUCGGCUUCCCGUCUCCAUCUAAACACAUAAGAACAGGCAUUAAAGUGAGGAACCGCAGCACAGACGACAGCAGCACUGCUCUUUAACAAAACACACACACACACACACACACACACACACACACACACACACCUGUAGCUGUGGUAGCAGACACCUUCUCUUUAGGUACGACAGCUCGUCCGAAAAAAUCUGUUUCAGGCUGUUCAACAAAAAAGUGUCAUCGUGGAGAAAAUUUUAACAAGUCAACAUUUUAUGUUUGUAAAAUGUAAACAAAACAUUUUGUGGAAAUUAUAUUUAUGAAAAUAUUAGAAUCUAAAGAAUAAAAGACUUGAUGUUGUGAACUCUG
Molecule: messenger RNA, 924 nt
Organism: Tachysurus vachellii
Lineage: Eukaryota; Metazoa; Chordata; Actinopteri; Siluriformes; Bagridae
Gene: gng13a
Product: guanine nucleotide binding protein (G protein), gamma 13a
Exons: 3
Coding region: 71-274 (67 amino acids)
Biological process (GO): sensory perception of taste; phospholipase C-activating G protein-coupled receptor signaling pathway
Cellular component (GO): heterotrimeric G-protein complex
Molecular function (GO): G-protein beta-subunit binding
Source: RefSeq, a predicted model, not a curated record